AUGGAAAAAACUAAUCCCAAGGGCAGCAUUCCUGCCAUAACUGGAGAAAUUGAUCACUCCAAGGCCAUCAGGGUGUUCCCAUUAGCUCUUUUGCCUUACAAGUCCACCAUCCUUGCUUAUACCACCUCGUUCAUAUCUACAACUAUCGGGUUUCCAUUUGACACGGUCAAAACUCGAAUGCAAACAUACAAGAGGUUUGCCUCAUACUCAGACUGUGUCCUCUCAACAUUGAAGCAUGAGGGGAUCCGAGGGUUCUUCAGGGGCAUCAUGGCUCCAUUGAUCAGUACGUCUUUUCUGAGGUCUUUGAGUGUGACUAUCUUCACCACAUCGAAACCUUACUGCUAUGAAGCUCUUUAUGGCUGGCGUGAUGAAAGCAAUACAGGCCAUCCUUUCAUCAGGAAUUUUCCUGUGUGUUUUGCUGCUGGUGCAGCCGCUGGGUGUGGUGUAUCGUUGUUUGCUUGCCCUUUUGAGUUCACCAAAGUGUACUCGCAGAUUGCUUCGUUAGCUCACAAGCUGGCUUCUAUUGAUAUUCAGAAAAAAGGAAGUUCGCCUCAUGUAGGCACUUAUGAGACAGUAAAGUCCAUUCUCAGGUAUAAUGGUGUGGGCGGGUUGUACUCCGGAUACAAGUACCAUCUUGCUAGAGAUGCUCUAGGUUCUGGGGUAUACUUCGCCGUAUAUGAGUCAAUCAAGUGGGCAACAAAUGCUCUCAUAAAUUCAGAUCCAUCCAAGUCUUCCCCCAUCUCCAUCAUGAUAGCUGGAGGUAUGUCUGGGGUUCUUUGCUGGACAGCAAUAUUUCCCUUUGACACCACCAAAUCGUUAAUCCAGAAAGACAUUGUCACAAACAUUUUACGAAAACAAGUCGGGCUCGAGCCAUUACCAAAAAAAGAUCGGAAAAUUGUGUUUGGUACACGCGUUUAUAGAGGCUUGGGCAUCUCGAUGGUCCGUUCAUUUCUUGUAAAUAUGGUAUUCUUCACCACUUUCGAGUUUGGCAUGAAGCAUUUAGCAUAG
Candidozyma auris is the source of this 1008-nucleotide messenger RNA. RefSeq lists its product as uncharacterized. Gene Ontology annotation, molecular function: transmembrane transporter activity. The transcript has a single exon. Gene Ontology annotation, biological process: transport. The record is from RefSeq and is a predicted model, not a curated record. The coding region runs from base 1 to 1008 and encodes 335 amino acids. NCBI's taxonomy places the organism in Eukaryota, Fungi, Ascomycota, Pichiomycetes, Serinales, Metschnikowiaceae.